Messenger RNA from Limanda limanda (common dab), 581 nucleotides. RefSeq lists its product as uncharacterized. The record is from RefSeq and is a predicted model, not a curated record. Lineage: Eukaryota; Metazoa; Chordata; Actinopteri; Pleuronectiformes; Pleuronectidae. The coding region runs from base 50 to 517 and encodes 155 amino acids. The transcript has 5 exons.
GAGAGAUUGCAACCAUCCCACUGACAAAGUUGAUGGUCUGGUGAGCUCCAUGUGGAGCAAAAGGCUGGAGUGGCUGUCUAAAGCCUGGGAGAGAAAUCUGCCAAACAAACACCACAUCUGCUCAGCAAGAAGCGCGGCCAAAGGAUUCAUGUCCCUGCUCGCAUUUCUUGCCAUCUUUAUCGUGUCAGUGUGUGAUCCCAGGGGUUUUAUUGUCAUGUUGGACAAAGUUGUGUCGUUCUCUCUCAACACUGAAGUGGGACUGUUUGUCUUCAUCAUGCUGAGAGAAUCCAGAGAGGACAGAUUCCAACACCUCUCAGUCCCUCUGCCCGUGGGCGACUGCAUCUUCAGCCUCACUUGGCUGCUCCCCACCUACUUCCUGUUUGCGGUGACCUACGACGUCCUGCAGACGCUGGCAGACGUGGCUCAUUACCUGCAUUUCCACAGCCCCGGUCAGGAAGCACAUUACCAGAAUCUGAGCGGGAGCGUCCCAGCAGUCAAUGUCUCUGCGCUGCUCUAAUCCAAUGAUUCAAGAAACAAGAGAUGGACCACGAUGAGUUGAAGUUGCCAAAAAUCUGAUGCUU